This is a messenger RNA of Metarhizium robertsii ARSEF 23, 2619 nucleotides long. RefSeq names its product PSP1 domain protein. The coding region runs from base 1 to 2619 and encodes 872 amino acids. The record is from RefSeq and is a predicted model, not a curated record. Lineage: Eukaryota; Fungi; Ascomycota; Sordariomycetes; Hypocreales; Clavicipitaceae. The transcript is spliced from 3 exons. Gene Ontology annotation, cellular component: cytoplasm.
AUGAGCUCCAACCCCCUCAAAACCGGGACCACGUCGAAACUUGGCCAAGGAUCGUUUCCUCCUGGGCCAGCUACAACCCAGAGUCUGCUCUUGGAAAAAGUUCAAGCCCGGACAUCAACUCCUGACUCAGAGGCACUAGCAAGCUCGGAUGACGAAGGAGAACACCGCAACGAAGCAUCUCAGGCUGCCCCUGUUCAAUCUCACAAGCCCGUCCGCCGAUCCUCGUGGCUCAACGAUACCUCUCAGCCAUUGAAUCGACCCCGUAAAGGCUCGUUUGCAAGCAGUUCCAUGUCUCCAACAGGAUCGCACCCCAGCACUCCAUCAGCUGAGGCUGGCAGCGGCCCUUGGGGUUCUCAUUCAACCUCUUCAGUUGGCCGCCCAGCCAACUCAUCAGCAUUUUCUUGGGGGACCGGUAUUUGGAAUGCCGACCGAAAGGAUGCGUCGUCAAGGCUAAGCGAAGUUCUUCCAUCGCCAACCUCUAUAAUUCCACCAGGGGCAGGCAGUAAUUCCUUUUUUGGAUCCGACUCUGGUUUGAAUCAAGUUUCUCCAGGCUCUCGAGAUUCCAUGUCUAAUUCCCAAAUCCCAUUUGCUAUUCCGUUACACCCCACUCCUAAAACUUACCGAUCCCAGUCAUAUUCAGUUGGCCAGAUGGACCCCGAGACGGCACCACCAGGUGGAAUGACUUCAUCUGCUAUCCUGGGGCGAGCACGUCACCCGGCCUUGCAGCACCGACCCUCUCGACCCAGCAUGCUGAGUGAGAUGGCAAAUGAUGGUUCAAUGCUCGGAAAGGUCAAGGAAGUGGAAGAUGAUGACGAUGAAAGUACAUCUGAAUCGCUUCAAGGCUCCUAUCACCAGAUGUCCGAAUCCAAAACUAUCGAAAUGCUCACCCGUGAAAAUGCAAUGCUGCGCCAACAACAAUACAACAACUCUCGCAUCCGGCCUCGUGCCUCUACUGGUGCAUCCUUUCUUGGAAAUGGAUAUGAGACUGUCCCAGAAGAGUCGGAUUUUGCGGUUGAUGAACUGGACGAGGCUACUGAUUCAAUCGAUUCGCUCGGCAGGCGAGCCUCGGGUCGGCGUAUGAGUGAAUACGGAGCCAAUGCUUUCCGCACUCCCCUGGGUCUGAACAACCAAAAAGCGGACAACUUGAACCUUAAAAAGGCUGCCCUGUGGUCAAGCUCUCCGGGAUUCUUCGGUGGGGAUAUUUCACAGAGCCGACGCCAUUCAUUUGCCAAUAUGCCAACUCGACAAGGCUCUAUCAGCUCCAUUGCUGAUUCAGUAUCUGCUCUCGAUGCUUCUGGGGUGGGCGAGGGACAGUCUUCCCAGGGGUUUCCUGCUGGAUUUGGGGAUGGCACUGGGAUGGCAACCAUCAAUAACCAAAUGUUGGCCGGCUUGCCAAGCACAAUGCAGCCUGCCUUUAGCAAUCCCUAUGCACCACAUUUUGGUCUUCAGAACCAGUUCACCAACCGUCCGCCUUCUCCUCACCGCAAUGUUUUCGGUAUGGCUCAGCCCAGGCACAACCAACUUCUUCACGUGGUCCUGUUCAAGUGUGUCAGAGCCGACGUGUUCUACAUUCAAGAGGGUAGGGGCCUCACAGUUAAGCCUGGUGACCUGGUCAUUGUUGAAGCAGAUCGAGGCACCGAUCUGGGAACAGUCGCCAAGGUCAACGUUGACUGGCAAACUGCAAAGGAGCUGAAAGAGCACUACGCCGAGGAGCACUACAAGUGGCUCAUGAUGUAUUCACAAGGCGCUGCUGCAGCUCAAGAGGGUUCCGGCGCAGGUUUGAUGGCAUCAUCUAGUGUCCUUCAGGGCAGCGCUGUCGGCGGCAUGGGACCGCCCACCCAACACCAUCUGCAAGAGCCAAACGCCGGAGAGCUUCGACCAAAACUUAUUAAGCGCCUUGCACAGCAUCAUGAGUUGCAAGCUCUAUGCGAUAAAGAAGGUCAGGAAGCCAAAGCAAAACGUGUUUGCAUGCAGAAGGUGAAGGAGCACGGCCUCAACAUGGAAAUCCUUGAUGCGGAAUUUCAAAUGGACUGGAAGAAGCUUACAUUCUACUACUUCGCUGACUCUUACAUCAACUUUAAUUCUCUCGUUACAGACCUCUUCAAAAUCUACAAAACCAGGAUCUGGAUGUCUGCUAUCAACCCAGCUUCAUUUGCCAGCCCAACGCUAGGCAUUCAGGCACCAAGUGGAAUUGGUCCUGGUGCUGUAGGUGUCGGGCGUGCCUCCGGAGGCGAAAGACGCCAGAAUCCUCAAGGCCAGGAACAGCAGCAGCCACAAGCUUUCGGCCGGGGAUACCGUCCAACAUUUUCGCAACCCUUUGGUAGUGAUCGAAAUGUUCCACCAACGUCAGCAUACCCGCCGAACAACUAUGCGUAUGGGGGUGGUGUAUUUGGUAAUGCCCGCGGCACGUCUGCUCCAUACGCUCCAAGCCUCUCUCCAGGUGCGGAUGGAUUCCCAACUGGAUUUGGCCAGCAAGGAGACUUCCAGUCUCUCCGCCAGCGGUUUCCCGGAGCGCAGAAUCUCCCGAGUCCGACUCCACACGCAGCAGGCGUGUCACCCAUAACUGCACAAAACGACUGGAAUACCGCAUUCCAGGGUCUGUCCCUAAACACACAUUGA